This is a messenger RNA of Prinia subflava (tawny-flanked prinia), 4255 nucleotides long. RefSeq names its product serine/threonine-protein kinase pim-2-like. Lineage: Eukaryota; Metazoa; Chordata; Aves; Passeriformes; Cisticolidae. Gene Ontology annotation, molecular function: ATP binding; protein serine/threonine kinase activity. The transcript is spliced from 8 exons. The record is from RefSeq and is a predicted model, not a curated record. Gene Ontology annotation, biological process: protein autophosphorylation. Gene Ontology annotation, cellular component: cytoplasm. The coding region runs from base 925 to 2742 and encodes 605 amino acids.
AGUGAAUUUGAGCAGCUCAACUGCAAUUGCCUUUUUCCACCAUUGCUACCCACUGUGCUUUUGUGACAGUGAACUCAGGAGUUUUGUGGCAGGCACCAUGAUAAGAAGAGACUGAAAUGCUCCCAAGUCCCUGGGCACUGAGUCGAGGGGAAUUAAAGCCACACAGGCCACAAUUGCAGAGCUCCAACACAGCCCUAGUGCUGCUACUGCUGCUGAAAUCAAAUCAACUUACAGAGGCCAUCACAGAAAUUGACCUCUGGAGUGUCAAAUAAAAUGAAAAAAAAAAACCACCAGGAGGAAGACAAAUCUCAACUUCUUCACUCGCUUCAUUGCUUGCUCUGAGCAGCAGAAAAUGGGGAUGCCCAGAGGUAUUUGCAGCUGCUGCUGAUCCCAGCUGCAGCUCAGCCCUGUGCAGAGUCCCAGCAGGAAGCUGAGCCCAGCCCGGGGAGCUCACACAGUGUCAGGGAGAUUCUUUCUCUGAAUUCACUCAGCCUUGCAUUCCCCAGCUAUGCCUGGUACCACCUCCUGUUUUCUAGGCUUAGAACAGGAGCAAUGCAAACCUUACCAAUGGCACAACUGCCCAGUCCACAGGGAAAAGGACAGAGAAAUUGUAAAGUUCUCCAGACAUUUGUCCUGCUUUGCUGGAAAAGUCGUGCUGCACUCACAGGAUGGAAAUCCAAGAGAAGCUGGAGUUCCUGGCACAUCUUGUGACAGAAGCUGGACCUCGUUCUCCAUGAAAGGUUCUUGGAAAGAGCAGCUGGGACAGUGGAGAAGAUUGCUGGGAAGCUGAAACAGCUUUCCAGAAGGGAAAUGAAAAUGAAAGAAACAAACCAAGCUGUUUUCCUCUAUUUCUUUCUAUGCUUCCCUUUUCCAUGUUGCAGUACUUGUCCAUGCCAUUAAUUCCAAAGGGAUCUCACCUCGAAGAUGAGUGACUUAGUGAGUUUUAGACACUGUGAAAUACCAUGGGCUGUACACACAGUUUCCCUUCCCCUGUUUUUGUUGUCAAGCAGUGCUGGAGACAUAAGUGUAGUGCUUGGGUCGGGCACGAAUCCUGCAGGCAGGGAAUGUGCCCCGGCAGUGUGUGAGCCUGAGCAGGGACAAUGCAGAGCAGCAAGCGAGGGGAUUCCUCUGGCACUGCGCAGGAGUCCGGACUCUGGGUCUGGGCUGCACAGGGCCAAGUUCCCGUGUUUGGACAGGCUCAGGGGCUGCCCCCGGGGCGCGCGGGGCUCGGCCGUGGAACGGACACGCGGACAAACGGCCCCGGGGCUUCGGCGGCAGCGGCGGCAGCGGCGGCAGCAGCAGCAGCGGCGGCAGCAGCAGCAGCGGCGGCAGCGACUUUUCGGAAUCUCCGAACUCUGCGACCCUCCUCACCUCCUGUUCCCCCUCUCCCUCUCCCACUGUCCUGCACUGUCUCUCUUGGUGUCCCUUUCCCGGUCUCCCCAGCCCCUCUUGGUGUCCCCGUCUCGGCCUUUCCCUCUCCCCCUGCCGGGCCGGGACAUGCCCCCGGCCCCCCUCCGGCCCCGGGCGGGGCUGCCCCGUUCCCGUUCCCGGGCGUCCCCCCGCGGUCUCGCCUGGGCCCGGCUCUGGCCGUGCUGGCGGUGGCGCUGCUGGGCCGGGAUCAGUGCCUGGGGCUGGGGCGGCAUCGCCACCCUUUGGCUGCGCCUGGGCCGGGCACGGCCUCGGCCCCGGUGCCGACCCCGAGCCCGGCGCCGCCUCCUCCCGGGCCCCGCGGAGGACACACGCGGCGCGGCCGCUCCCGCCGCCUCCGCUGCGGCUUCCCCGGCCCGAGCUCCGCCGCUCGGCAGCGCAGCCGCCGGCCCCGAACCGCCGGGGCCCGGCGCGGCUGGGGAUGCCCGGCCCGGGCCGCUCGGGGGGCGCUCGGGGGCCGUGUCUGGCCCCGGGCCGAGCGCUGACGGCCGCGUGUCGCCCGCAGGGAAGGCGCAGGAGGCCCUGCAGGACCGGUACCGGCUGGGUUCGCUGCUGGGGCGCGGAGGAUUCGGCAGCGUCUACUCGGGGACACGAGUGUCGGACGGCGCCCCGGUGGCCAUCAAAUGCGUGCCGCGGGAUCGCAUCCGGCUCUGGGGCGAGCUGCCCAACGGCGCCCGUGCGCCCCUGGAGAUCGUGCUGCUGGACAAGGUGUCCGCUGGCUGUGCUGGUGUCAUUCAGCUCCUGGAGUGGCUUGAGCUCCCCGACAGCUUCUUGUUGGUGCUGGAGCGUCCGGAGCGGUGCCAGGACCUGUCGGCUUUCCUGGCGGAGCGGAGGUUCCUGCCGGAGGAGGAGGCGCGGGCGCUGUUCCGCCAGGUGCUGGAGGCCGUGCGGCACUGCACCAGCUGCGGGGUCCUGCACAGGGACAUCAAGCCCGAGAACAUCCUGCUCGACCUGGCCACCGGAGAGCUCAAACUCAUCGACUUUGGCUGUGGCGCCUUCCUCCAAGACACAGCCUACACCCAAUUUGCAGGAACCCUGUCCUACAGCCCACCAGAGUGGAUCCACCAGCAGCGCUACCACGGCGAGGCAGCAACGAUCUGGUCCCUGGGCCUCCUGCUGUACCACCUGGUCGUGGGGAAGCACCCGUUCAGGAGGGGCCAGCAGAUCAUCUGGGGCCGCAUCUUGUUCCCACGAUGGCUCUCUCCAGAGUGCCAGGAUGUCAUUAAGAGGUGUUUGUCCAUGCAACCCUUGGACAGGCCAUCCUUAGAAGACCUCUUCAAUGAUCCUUGGCUGCAGGGUGUUCAUCUGCCCUAGAAGAUGGGAGAGGUCCAUGUGCAGAAUUGGAUCCAAAACCUGGCAGCUGGGGCCCUGGGCAGAACAGUGACAGCCUGCUCUGGCCCCCAGGGAAGGAGGAGGCCCUGGAGAAGCUCUGUCAGGUGGGGCUGCUGCUGGAGACACCAAGGACAACCUCAGGUAUGACAAUCUCUUCCUCCACCUGGUCACCAGCAGCUGAAGAUGAUGGAGUUUGAUUUUGGUACCUUCUUCAGAGACAUGCUCCAUGCCCAAUCUGCAGGAGUGCCACAACUGAGCAAAACCUGGCGAGUGGAUGGUGUUCCUAAGGCAGUGCAGUCUGCAGCUGAUGGGUGAAGAAUUGCCCUUCUGCAGCUCCAAACCAGAGCAAAAAGCUAAAAACCUUCCUAAGAAAGGAGUGUCCUUUGCUGCUGGUUCCCGUGUGGAGCAGCUCCCUUCCCACUGGCUGAGCUGCUCAGGCACAGCCCGGCAGCUCCUGGCCCUGCAGGGCUGAGCCUUUUCCCCGGUGCUGGGCACAGACUGAUGGAGCAGCACUGCUCAACACGGGCACACACAGAGGGAGCAGAAGCAGCUGCCUUUGCCCACCUGCAGCUCCAGGGCCCAAACUCUGAGCACACAGGGCUGGAAGGGACUGGCAGCUCCCUGUUUGCUGUGCUGCCCCACUUGUGCCCGGCCCAGCUCUGCAGCCCUGGGCUUUGUGCAAGGAACAGAGGUGAGGACUCCCUCUCCAUGUGCAGCUUCCAGAUGGAAAAGGCUGCUGUGAGCAGGCAGCUCCAAGGGCAGAGAAAGGAGGGUCUCCACCACUGGAUCUGUGCCACUUCCACCGUCCUGGGCAGCAGCCACUGAGCCCAGGGGAACAGAGGGCACAGCAAGAGGGACAAAACCAGGCAAGGUCAGAGCCUGGGAGGAGCCAGAGCAGGGAGCAGGAACAGCUGCUCCAUUGCACUCUUGGAGAAAGCUCUGGGCUGUUUGUGAGCACUGAAAGGCGUGAAGGGCAGAGAGGAGGCCACAGCAAACAAUGCUUGUGUUUGCACACCCUCCCCUCUCAGUGUCCCAGAAGGAAUUGCAUGAACUGUGUUCUUCUCUCGGAGUCGUCUCGUUCAGCAUGAGCAGCUUUGCACCAGGAGCUGAAGGAGCUGAAGCCUUAGGCCACAAGAGCUGAGCAAGAGGGAACUUCUUGACCAAAGUAAUGCUGCUAACAUGGACCUGACUGAAUGCAGCAGAUAAAUCAUGGAAAUAUAGAAUCCUUUCUGUUGGAAAAGACCUCUGAGCUCAUCAAGUGCAAGUGUUAAGCCAGCACUGUCAAGUCCAGCACUAAACCCUGAAAGGCCAAGGCCUGGACAAGAGGCCUGAGUGAGGCCUGAACAACAGGCCCUGAGCCAAAGGCGACCUCUGGAUGAACCUUCCAACCAAAGGGUAUCUUUGUAUCUGCUCCUUAACAAAAAAUGCAUGGUCAUUAGCCUUGUACUAGAUGUAUCCACUCCUUAGUGAAACAGGUCUUGACCUUUCUGUAUUU